Molecule: messenger RNA, 879 nt
Organism: Austrofundulus limnaeus
Lineage: Eukaryota; Metazoa; Chordata; Actinopteri; Cyprinodontiformes; Rivulidae
Gene: scn3b
Product: sodium channel, voltage-gated, type III, beta
Exons: 6
Coding region: 30-686 (218 amino acids)
Biological process (GO): regulation of sodium ion transmembrane transporter activity; sodium ion transport; ventricular cardiac muscle cell action potential
Cellular component (GO): voltage-gated sodium channel complex
Molecular function (GO): transmembrane transporter binding; sodium channel inhibitor activity
Source: RefSeq, a predicted model, not a curated record
UCCACCUGCAGCUCCUCAAAGUGCUGAAUAUGGUCACUCUGUACAGAGUCCAACUUCAGACUUUGGUACUUCUCUUUUUUCUUGUCCACCUGAGCAGGCCGGUGUGUGUCGAUGUGUUGUCGGAUACAGAAGCAGUGCUGGGGACAAGCAAGAAGCUGACAUGCAUCUCCUGCAUGCUAAGAGAAGAGGUCAAAGCAAAGACUUAUGUGAGUUGGUUCUAUAUGCGAGAAAAGAACACAUCUAAUAAAACACAUAUAUACCAGUAUAAUUAUACAUAUCCAGUAGAGGUGGAUGGACCCUUUCUGGGCCGUCUGGCCUGGAACGGCAGCCAAGACCUGCAGGAUGUCUCCAUUUCGAUUCUGAAUGUCACCUAUUCUGACAGAGGCAUCUACGAGUGUCACAUUCAUCGGGAGUUUGACUUCGGCUUCUUCAACCAUAAAGUUUCAGUCACAAAGACCAUCGAGCUGGAAGUGAAAGAAAAAGCUUCUAAGGACCCCACAGCGUUCUACUCUCAGAUCAUGAUGUAUGUGCUGCUGGUGUUCUUGACCUUCUGGCUACUGGUAGAAAUGGUCUACUGCUACAGAAAGAUCUCCAAGUCUGAUGAGCAGACGCAGGACACAGCGACAAACUACCUAGCCAUUCCCUCUGAGCAGAAAGACAAUCCAGCUGCUCCUGUUACCGAAUAAAAGUGCUUUAUGGUAUUGAUCAAGUGUGCUGGCACAAGGGAUUCUGAAACCACAGUCUAGUCUAUGACACUAUGAAGGCAUACUUUCUCCUAGAGAGCCAUGCGAAUCCUGCCAACCGACCUCUCCUUUAUAUCGACCGUGUCUUGUGAAAAGCCAGUGAAAAAUACCCAAGUGCUGCUACACUARGCACACA